AUGGAAGCAAUACUUCAAACAAUUAAUGAGUCACAGUACUCAUCACAACAGAGUAAUGGCUGGCUGAAUGAACGGCAGGUGUCAUUUUCUGAUAUAAUAAAUGGUAUGCUGCACUCACAAUUCAGAAAUAUCCAGUGGUUACUGCCAGCAAUAUUUUCAUUGUCUGUUGCACUGCUAACAAAAUUAAUAUGUGAUGUAUACACUUACAAGAAAAAAGUUGAUAUAACUUAUUUAUAUAUGGAGGAAAACAUCUCUGAUAUAAAAGAACUGGCUGACAUACUGAAGAAUUAUACUACUUCUCAACAUAUACUGGAGAGAGGAGUUUUCCUUGCUUGCAACAAGGAAAAUGAGAAUGAAACCCAAAUAAACAAUAUGAAGAGUGAAAUUGCACUCUUAAAAAUAACAAUACAAAGCAUGGAUGGAUCUAACACUGUAAAUAUGGAGGCUUUUGUAACAGCAGUCCUAAACUAUCUACAAAAUUACCACAGAGAAACCACAGCAUAACCUCACAAAUUAAGUCCUUGAAGAGCUAAGCAAGGUGAAUCCUGUACAAAAGGCAACAGGUAAAAAGUUCCACUUAGAAAAAUGAGUCACUGUUUACUAUACACCAUUUUUUGCACAAACUUUUGAAAAAACUGGAAGGAUAGGAAUGAAUCUGUAAUAUGGUUUGUUUAUCUUCAGUAUUGUAGACUGGUAUUACU
This is a messenger RNA of Schistocerca cancellata (South American locust), 701 nucleotides long. RefSeq lists its product as uncharacterized. Lineage: Eukaryota; Metazoa; Arthropoda; Insecta; Orthoptera; Acrididae. The record is from RefSeq and is a predicted model, not a curated record. The transcript has 6 exons. Bases 1 to 504 code for a protein of 167 amino acids.